Molecule: messenger RNA, 3610 nt
Organism: Tachysurus vachellii
Lineage: Eukaryota; Metazoa; Chordata; Actinopteri; Siluriformes; Bagridae
Gene: gltpd2a
Product: glycolipid transfer protein domain containing 2a
Exons: 8
Coding region: 1428-2372 (314 amino acids)
Biological process (GO): intermembrane lipid transfer; ceramide transport
Cellular component (GO): membrane; cytosol; cytoplasm
Molecular function (GO): ceramide 1-phosphate binding; ceramide 1-phosphate transfer activity
Source: RefSeq, a predicted model, not a curated record
UUGUCUUGGCUAAUUCUGAAAAAAAUACUAAAGAUCUUUGUGGAUUGGGAUUUUUGAACAUGUGGAGUAUAUUUGGAGUGUGUGUGCAUUGUGAGGUCUGUGGCUGGAGUGUUUGGCAUGUGUUUAGAGUUUGGGGAGAUGGUGUACUUUGGAACGUGUGGUGUGUGAAGGGUGCAUUUGGUGUGUCUCAAGUGUUUUUUUUGUGUGGUGUAUUGUGUGCGUGGUGUAUAUUGUGUGUGUGUGUGUGUAUAUUGUGUGUGUGUGUGUGGUGUGAGAACAAAAUUGGAUGUCAGUUAUAAGGAUUCACAGUUGGUGCUCAGUUGCAUAGCUGCUAAAGGUCACUGUGUGAGCUGUGAUCCUGCACUUAAUGCUGACAAUGAGGCUGAUCACACAAAUCUGCAGCAGAACACUAACAGAGUAAAAUAAAAGUGGUCAGUAAUACUGGUCAGUACUGGUCAGAAAGAGCAGAAUGUAGCAGAGGUGCUACAGAAGAACAUCACACACAUGGAUGAGAGUGAGAUCUCAUAUGAGUGAAUGUAUGAAUGUGAUGGAAGAAAUAAAGUCUGUUUCUCCUCAGUCUCCCCCCACAGCUCCAUUCAGCAAAGCUCCAGAAUCUUCCAGCCAGGCCAUGGGUUUAGGAAGUCCUGAGUUACUGAAGGAGUUGAAGCAACCACACACUCUGAAACCUGUUCACACACACACUGGUCUCACCACGGUGUUCUGUGGCCGUGGAAGAAUUAAUGUUGCACCAGGUAGGCAAUCACAGACUCCACCUUCAUCUGCCUCCACCAAUCAGCACACAGCAAAGGAGCAGUGUCUGUCCAGUGAAACACAGAAUUAAAAGGCUUUAAUUUUUCUGCCCUUCCCCUGUCUGAAAUUUGUAAUGUGGGCAUGUCUUAUUGAGUAUAUUAAGUAAUGUCACUGAGCUCUACCUUCUGCAGACCUCUAUAAUAAUAAUAAUAAUAAUAAUAAUAAUAAUAAUGCAUCUGUAAAUGGAAUCCAUUUACUCUGUGGUUUUGUGUGUGUGUGUGUGUGUGUGUGUGUGUGUGUGUGUGUGUGCGCACUUAGCAGGUUGAUGUGCAUAAAUGAAUGUGUGUUCUGAAAUUAUUCAAAUAAAAUCUCAAACUACAUACAGUAUAAUGGAAUCCAUUUACUCUGUGUGUGUAUGUGUGUGUGUGUGUGUGUGUGUGUGUGAGAGAGAGUUUGUUACAUUGCACUGUGGUACAAAGGGCAUUGAUUAGCAUGAUAGUCUUCACACAGGAGAGUGUGUAAAGGAAGAGAAACAGACAGAGACCAACACAGUGUAAGAGAGAGAGAGAGAGAGAGAGUGUGUGUGUGUGUGUGUGUGUGUGUGUGAGUGUGUGUGUGAGUGUGUGUGUGGAUGUGAGAGAGAGAGAGAGAGAGAGAGGGAGAGAGAAAGAGAGAGAAUGAAAUCACUUUUGUAUCAAUACUUCCUGGUGGCAGCCAUGAUGACUUUGCUUCUAUUCCUCACCUCAUUUUGGUUACCUCAGAGAACAGUGCAGGAUUGUGCAUUACUGUGGCUUCCAUGUCUUAGUGAUUCAAACAACAAGGUACCUCAAGUAGUGGUUGUAAGAAGUGAUGUUAAGGCCCACUCCACUAACAUCGUUAUUAGGAGUGAUGUCAUUAACCCUAAACCUGACAUCAUACCUGACUGUCCUGAGCAGCAUUUCCAGGUGCCCCACCUUCUGCUGUAUUUAGACUCUGCUCUUGGCCCCGACUCUGAUGUGUUGUUGGAACCUUACCUGCUCUGCUGGGAGGAGCUAAUUAAAUUUAUGGAGGCUCUUGGUCCUCUGGUUGGUUUUUUUACCUACAAAGUUCAGGAGAAAAUCAAUCUAAUUCGCCACCUGACUGAGGAGGAAUCUGCAAAACACAGAUUACUGACUCUGCCCAACACAAACUCUCUACUUUUAACCCUUGAACCCCACAGCCACACCUACCACUCUGUGCGCUCCAUGUUGGAUAGAGAGCUUCAGUUGGGUGUGGUCAGCUUUGAUAGACAGACGCCAUCGGGCAGUCGUACUUUGCUCCGCCUCCAUCGAUCGUUAAUGUGGCUGCAGCUGCUGCUGGUGAAGCUGUGGCUGGAGCCUGGACAUAUGAGGAGAAGCCUGGGUGAGGUGUGUGAAGAAGCAUACAAUGAAGCUUUAGCACCAUAUCACCCAUGGCUGCUACAGAGAGUGGCACGACUCGCCUUUAAGGCCAUGCCUGAACACACUGUACUGCUUGGCAUGGUGUGCGUGAAUACACACGAGGAGGCAGAACCCAUCAUUCGCACCAUUGUGACGGCGAUCAAUGAGGUGCACCACAGAACGCAGACUGAGCUGGAAAGAAGAAACAUGCUGGACUUACCUUAAAGGAACAUGUGUCCAAAGAAGAAAGGUAUGCAGCAAUGUGACAUGUGAAUAAGCUAAACUGAUUAAAUUAUUCUCUAAUUUUCAACUGUUGAAAAAAAAAGUUUUCUGAGUGAACCUUAUCGAACAAAGUUUUUAUUUAAUAGCAUGGCCUACAGUGUUGUGUGUCCUUUUCAUCAAAGGACCUAGGAACCAAAGAACAUUGGAAAAAAAUUGGAAACCAAGGCUAACUAAGAACAGUUCAGUCCUAAUCUCUGAAAUAUUAACAUGAUAAUACCUAGUGAUUGUACAUCACAAAGCAGACAUGACAGGUCCAGGGUGUAUGUAGCAGCAGGUAUUAUGCUAUGAUCUGUUUGAAAUAUCUAAAGUGUUGGUGCUGCUGCUUCCUGCUUUCCUCUGUACCACAUGAUCUUAAGUCCAAAAUGUUCCCACAGGCUUGUUUUAUACGCUGGAGCCUGGAGUACCAGAUCUUAUCUUUGGGGUGUGGGAGGAAAUCUGCACUAAUGUUUACAUCCAAUGGUGUGAAUGUGUAGAACAAUAUGAAGAAGUUUGGACAAAAUCAGAUUUUUCACAGAAAAAUUGUUUUUUGGGUGAAUUUUUAUUAUUUUUAUUCAUGAUCCAAAGCUGAGACACAAAGCCUCCAUUUCCAGUUAUUUCAUUCAGAAUUUAGCAUUAUGUUGGGAAACACUUGUAAGUGUAUCAUCACCCAUCGUCCUCAUCUACAAUUGCAGUGUGAAAUUUAGGGAAACAUCUAAGAAACAUGGCCUGUAUGAAAUCUGUGAGGUCUGUGGGGCUGAAUGUUAAUGGGUUUGUGUUUGGGUGUGAAUUUCUCUGCCUUGUGUUUAGUCUUGAAUACUAUCUGAGCUCAUGACAGUAACGAGCCCUCGAGCAGUAAUGAGCAGUAGAAAACUUUCUGUAAAAAGUCAUUUUUAAACACAAAUUUAUUUAAUACAUUUCAUAUUUCAUUAUAACAACAAUUUAUACAAUGUCUCAGUUCAGAUAAAUAAAUAAAUAAAUAAAUAAAUUGCUGAUGACAGAUAAUAAAAUAGCAUACAGUACACAGGAUAUAAAGAUCAAAUGGAGAAAAAAGUAGACAAGAAAUUGAAUUUGUGACACAAAAACAGAUGCCUGCUAAUAUUGCUAUGCUAACAGUGUUGAAUAAGUCCAAUAAGGGCAAAUGCUAAAUACUGUAAAUGUAGUAUCACUAAAUAAAACUUAUGCUAAUAAAUGCUACAUGCUAA